UUGACGUCUGAGCAGUUGGGCGGCGGAAGUUGCUUGCUCAUCAUAUACUCUUAAACAUGGCUCUUGCUAGUGUGUUAAACAGUGAUUGUGCGGAUUUUUCAUAUAAUAUUUGCCAACCUCUGAGUUUGGGUCACGAGGCCGAAUACAGCGGUGCGGGAUUCGAGGCUACUCCGGGCGACGGCCUCUGCUUUUCCCUGAGAAACCCGCUGUGUGCCGUGGAGGAGGAUGGCGUCGAGAAGAAAAUAGAGUUCCUCCACGGAACUACCACGUUAGCUUUUAAAUUCCAGCAUGGAGUUAUUGUUGCUGUGGACUCCCGGGCCACGGCGGGCUCAUACAUCGCCUCGCAGACGGUGAAGAAAGUGAUUGAGAUCAACCCGUACCUGCUGGGCACCAUGGCCGGAGGAGCUGCAGACUGCAGCUUCUGGGAGCGCCUGCUGGCCCGCCAGUGUCGCAUCUAUGAGCUUCGCAACAAGGAGCGGAUCUCCGUGGCAGCAGCGUCCAAGCUGCUUGCCAACAUGGUGUACCAGUACAAGGGGAUGGGACUCAGCAUGGGAACCAUGGUGUGUGGCUGGGACAAGAGAGGCCCAGGAUUGUACUACGUCGACUCCGAGGGCAACCGGGUGUGCGGCGAUUUGUUCGCGGUGGGCUCCGGCUCCAUGUACGCCUACGGCGUGAUGGACAGCGGCCUGCGGCACGACCUGACCGUGGAGGAGGCCUGCGAGCUGGGCCGCCGCGCCAUCUACCAGGCCACGUACCGGGACGCCUACAGCGGAGGGCAGGUCAACCUGUAUCACGUCCACAGCGAGGGCUGGACCAGGGUCUCCCAGGAAGACGUGCUCCUGCUGCACCAGCAGUACAAAGAUCAGGCGUAGCCGACGGGAGUCAGGAGAGCGAGGGGAAACGGGAGAGCGGGGUGGGUGGGUGGGUGCAGGAGUUCAUUCUGAUUCUGUUACUCUAGUCUGUUCUGUAAUGUCACUACAUUUUGACACAUAAUAAAAAGGAUUCAUCUGCCCAUUGA
Messenger RNA from Salarias fasciatus (jewelled blenny), 1018 nucleotides. RefSeq names its product proteasome 20S subunit beta 5 (gene psmb5). Gene Ontology annotation, molecular function: threonine-type endopeptidase activity. NCBI's taxonomy places the organism in Eukaryota, Metazoa, Chordata, Actinopteri, Blenniiformes, Blenniidae. Gene Ontology annotation, cellular component: proteasome core complex; cytoplasm. The record is from RefSeq and is a predicted model, not a curated record. Bases 57 to 872 code for a protein of 271 amino acids. The transcript is spliced from 3 exons.